Messenger RNA from Temnothorax curvispinosus, 3690 nucleotides. Its product is annotated as sterol O-acyltransferase 1. Bases 409 to 2016 code for a protein of 535 amino acids. The transcript has 9 exons. Gene Ontology annotation, biological process: cholesterol metabolic process. Gene Ontology annotation, cellular component: endoplasmic reticulum membrane. The record is from RefSeq and is a predicted model, not a curated record. NCBI's taxonomy places the organism in Eukaryota, Metazoa, Arthropoda, Insecta, Hymenoptera, Formicidae.
UACACAUGUCCCCUCGAGCUAGAUCAGUGCGUACUGUACUCAUGGCGGGGUGAUAAGCGUGAUCGAAUCCAUUUAGAUUUAGAUAGUCCGCGUGCACGAAGCGGAGCGUGCAUAGUCGAGACCGGGAUUGAGCAGAUCGCGCCUCGCCCGUCAAAUAUAUCGUCGAAACCGUGUUGUACUCUUGGAAAUCCUGAAAGAAAAUCAACGAUUGCUAAUUAAAAAUUGAUAGUAACGUAUCGUGCGCGAUAGCUGAAUUACGAGUGUAUUAUGUUCGGAGAGCUCCGAUCACGCACAUUUGAGAAUCUGAGAGGCUCCGAUUUGUUCUUAUAAACCGGUACGGAGCCGUUGACUUUGCAAUAGGACCGCAAAUCGCUCAAAUUCGGACCCUCGGACCGUCCUCAUUCAGUCAUGAAUUCUGUUAUAGAAAAUUUAAACGUUAAAAGUUCCGGUGUCACGAGCGGUCUUCACGAGAAAAAUAAAGAUGCGGCCAACGGAAAUGCGUCCACGGGUGUUUUACGUGAGGCGACCACCGAUGUAUUACGAAAAAGAAUACAGGAAAUAAAAGAGGAUGUUUUGGGACACGUUAACAACCGUAUUAACGACAUGAUGUCCGAGGUUUUGCAGAAAAUAGAUGUACCAUCGGGGAAGAAUGGAGAAUUUUCGUACAGCACGGACAAAUAUCGCGACAAAAGGGAAUCCAGCAAGAAAGAUGCGCUGCCGGUUAAGGAGUUCCUUGAGAGGAAUUCAUUGCUCACCGAUCUCUUCGAGAUCCCGCACAUUCGCACGGUUUAUAAUCUGUUCAUGGUGACUCUCAUACUCAUGUUUUUCAACAAUGUCGCGUCUGAUAUCAUGGAAACGGGAACGGUCCACGUUGGUACCAAAACGUUACGGAUUGGUUUCGCAAAGUUCUCAACGUGCCUCUAUACUUGGUCGUUCAUGCAGGCUUCGACAUUCAGUGUCUACGUGGCCUUCACCCUCUGGGCGCACCAGCGACUCCGAUUCUUGCCAAAAUCCUCCAUCCGGAAAUUUUGGGAUUACGGCUGGCUAUCAACAUUUAUAUUAUAUCAAGUUCUCUUCAUCGUUUUUCCUGUCAAGGUGCUGCUCGACAAGAAUUUGUCCAUAGGUUGCAGUUUCAUUGUUCUUUUAGAACAAAUGCGCAUGAUAAUGAAGAGUCACGCUUUCGUCAGGAGUGUGGCACCUAGGUUUUUGUCGUAUAAACCCCAUAACGAAACUCCACGACCGAGCGGCCCCAGGUUCUCACAAUAUUUGUACUUCCUAUUUGCACCAACUCUUGUGUACCGCGACGAAUAUCCCAGGACGAAAAGAAUCAGGUGGAUGGUAGUGAUUUGGAAUUUUGCCGAAGUCGGCCUAGCGAUCUUCUAUCUCGCCUUCAUCUUUGAGCGCUAUGUAGACCCGGUCAUAACGUUCGGCACACAUCUGGAACAAAAGUGGCUCGUCAAGACUAUCAUCGAGUCUAGUCUACCCGGCACUCUCUACUUCAUUACCGGACAAUACCUCCUGCUGCACGCGUGGAUGAACGCUUGGGCGGAAAUGCUGCGGUUCGCCGACCGUUUGUUUUACAAGGAUUGGUGGAACUGCACGACUUACCACAGGUACUACCGCACGUGGAACGUGGUAGUGCACGACUGGCUAUACACGUAUAUCUAUAAAGAUAUGUAUGAGAUCGUGGUACCACGCAAUCGUACACUGUCAGCAACCACCGUAUUCUUCGUCUCCGCCAUCGUCCACGAGUACAUACUCGCGUUCGCAUUCGGCUUCUUCUAUCCGGUGAUGUUUAUUUUAUUCGCCGGCAUAGGUUUCGCCAUGUUCUUCGUUCGCAAAAUCAUCACCAGCAACGUUUUCAUGUGGUUAUCCUGGAGUCUCGGCAACGGCAUCAUGUUCAGUCUAUAUCCGAUGGAGUGGUACGCCCGCUUCAACUGUCCACCUCAUUCCAAUUACUACUUGGACCUGUUUAUACCGCGAAGCUGGACCUGUCAAGGGCAAUUUGACACGUAGAUCGUCCUAUUCGCAGUGGUGAAAUUAUUCCCCGUGCUAUCUGCUAUCAGACACUGUUUAUCAAGACUGUUAUAUACGAGUUUGCGUAAUUAGUUUAAACUGAUUAGAGCGAAGAACUGAUUAGGUGUUAAAUUGAUUAGAGCGAAGAAUAGUUCGUUGACGUAAAAUCGUAAUAAGAAGACCAACGGAGAGAGAGAGGUCCAAACGCAAUUGUCAAUGAACAUCUUAUUAUUUUUGGAUUGUGAAGUUAACUGCAACUUUUUCGCCGAAACAUUAAUUCAAAUUCAAAGUGGACGAAAGUAUUUUUUGCACUUUUGCUGGAACCCACCUGGUUGUCAUAACUGAUGACCUUCUUGACUCGCAUGAUUUUCAAACUAUAUUGCACUAAGCGAAGUGAUAAUAUAUUGCUCUUUCAUGUUUCUCAGUGAAAAUUAUUAACUUUACAGUCGAAGACGUAAAGUACGGAGAAAAACUCAAUCCAACUUAUUUUUCGAAGAUGCUAGACUGUGAUCGAUUCGUUUAUUUAUUUAUUAUUUCAAAUUCCGUGUCUCUCCUCCUAAGAAGUCUUCCAAGCUUCGUUUCUAGUUGCUCCUUCUUUUUUUAUUUUAAAUUUCAUUAAAUUUAAAAUUACGACUAAAUUCGUAAAUUAUUCACAGAGAAACUAGAAAGGAAAACAAUGCUGUUGUAAUAAACGGCAUGAUAUAAAAUAAAAAAAAAGAUAUAUAAAACUUAUCGGAGGUGAAGCGGUAUCAUUGUGUGCAAAUCGUUAUAUAAUUUCCAACUACGAGGGGCGUUCAAAUAUAAAUAUAAUAAUGAUUUGAUUAUUAUUAAAAAAACCAAAAACAACGCACAGGUUUCAGUUACCUCACUUUUCAGGGUAGUCUCCCUCUUUUGCAAUGCACUGCGAUUGCGCCAUCGGUCCGGUAACUUCCGUAAUCGCGUAAAAAAACAUUUUUUAGCAGACGCACUCUCGAACAGCUGCGAUGACUUCCUCAUUACAGGUGAACUUCGAUCUUUCUAAAAACUCGGAUUACUAUCUCUUUGGACCACUGAAAGAGUUUUUAGGCUAUUUUAACAGCCAUCCGUAACAGCCAAAGGACAGAAGUAGCUGUUCGAGAGUGGGUCUGCAGUCAAAAAAUUUUUUCUUAACGCGGAAUACGGAAGUUAUCGGACCGAUGGCGCAGUUGCCUUGCAGAGCAGAGAGAAACUAUCUUGAAAGUGAUAACUGAAACCUGUGUUGUUUUUGUUUUGUAAUAAUCAAAUUAUCAUUUAUAUUUAAACGCUCCUCAUAUUUUAAUCAAUAGAAGUAAAAUCUGUAUAUAGAAAACACGUGAUAUGUCGAGAGGGUUCGGAGUCCUCUUAGACUUAAUGAUGACGCUCGAUAUCUUGAAUUUCGAAUUAAUUGUAAUUAGUUUUGUAUAAAAAGGAAUGUGCAAGAGUCAUUAAAAAUAAACGCAAGUUUAUAUAAAAAGGGAUAAUUUUUAUAAUUGAAGUUUUACAUACGCCUCUCGAUUUCCGCAUGGCAACGAAGAAGACGUACGUAUAUCUUCCGCCCUAUACAAAUUAAUUUAUUUCAUACAGUCGAUACGCAUAUACAAUCCUCUUCAUAAUUUAUAUGUAUAUAAUUAUUUUCUUUUCACUUUAUGAUAUAUAUGUAUAUACAUAUUUACAUAA